UUUGUAAACUAGGCCAAGCACACUAUUGUGAACCAUGCCUAGUCAGCCAGCAGAUUCCUAGCUUCAGAGCCAAUAGAUAAGCUUUAUAAUUAGGAUGUGUUAUCAGCUUGCUCGUGGAGGGGAUAUUCCAUGAAGUGAGCUUAUAAAAUCCAGGCUCGUUUGAAAUAGCCUUGCUUAAAUUAGCCAGAUCAGUCCAGACCGAGGCUCAAAAUAUUUAUACAGCCCCAACAAUCGCUUUCAGAAAUGUCAGUUAAAGAUCGACCGUUUAAUUCCCCGUCAAACAGAAGUUAUUUUAUAAACUCUACGAUACGUAAUUAAAGAAAGCCAUGUAAGCUGCCUUGCAGAUAGUGUGACAUGGAGAUAUUUAUUUGUACUUUGCAAGGGUCAGUAAUAUUUUUUUUUUUUUGGUCUAAUUCAUCUUCUGAGGCUGUUGAAGGAAAAACAUAGCUGCUGUAACACAAGCGCUAACAGAAACCAACAUUAUACAACAUGAAAUGUAACGAUAAAUUGUUCAAAAGCAUGCAUCAUUCAUUAAUUAAAGGGAAAUUGUGGUUGUUAGACAGUCGUGUUGGUAUAAGAGGAAUAACAUACUUUUGAAUAUUGCUAUUCUAGGAAAAUCAUCCUCAGGGAGGUAAAAGUAACCAGUUCGUGUCGGGCUGUGUCACACCACUCCGUCAUGUUUUAUUCAUGAAAUAACAGCAGCUUUGACCGUAGUGCCAGCUGACAUUCAAAUCACAUUUAUUAAACCGCUCAUUCUAUGAUAUUCCUGUGUCCCAAUUGGCAGACUAUCCGUGCUAAAUAGUAUCCCAAAUUAGAAUUGGUACAUCCCAAAAAGUAUGUUCAAAUGAGUAUCCCAAAGGUACCCGGAUGGUCUACUAUUUUCAGUAAAUUUUCGGAGUGUGGGUCCGUGCACUGUUUUUUCUUUUUUUUCCUGUUUCCCCCCCCCCCAGCUAAUAUCCACCACAACUCCUUGCACAAGGGAGUAGGAGCUUUGCGAUGUUUUGCUUUGCCAAGUUCAAGAAUGCAUUUUAGAGAGGUGAAAAUAAAAUGUGGAAAAAUAAAUCAAGGGAAUGAUAAGUUAUAUAGUACAAAUUAUAUAAGGAAUAAAGAAUGAAGAAAAACUGAAAUGCGACAUGCAGAUUGUUUACGGUAACAGUGUGCGUAACUAGGCAACAACAUUCUCUUCCGUUACAUGAGGUAUUAGUAUGUCCCGGUCAAAAGUAUGUACUUUUUCCUUUACAAAAAAAUUAUUUAAUAAUCAUAAUUUAAAUUUUUAUAAUUGUUGUAUGGUGAAGUUUUCUGUGAGUAGAUGUUUGGAGACUCUUUCCAAAGAUGUUAGUAUCAGCAUUUUGUAACAGAAGUAAUGUUUAAGUAACCUUUAAGUAUUUUCCCUACAUGGAAGUCUUCAGGACAUGAGUUUGCGUUUUGUGGUUUAACAAAGAGAAAAAGAGAGACUGGUGAGGUAACAGCUGUUUACAGCUGCUAUAAUGUAAUUAUACACCAAUCAGCCAUAACAUUACAACCACCUGCCUAAUAUUGUGUAGGUCCCCCUUGUGCCACCAAAACAGCUCUGACCCGUCGAGGCAUGGACUCCACAAGACCCUGGAUGGUGUGUUGUGAAUCAGACCGACUGAAUGAAGGUUCCAUGGAAUCCCCCAACCUGGAGUUCGAGUAUGGGGACACAGACAGUCUGACUGCAGAACUCUCAGAGCUGUACAGUUACACCGAGGAGCCUGAGUUCAGUCUGAACCGGGACUGCUUUGAGGAGGACUUUAAGAGUCACGUGAAGGGCAGGAGAUGGGUGGAGCUGAGUGUGGAUGAACAGAGGGCAUAUAUCAUGCGACUGCUGGAUGCUCUAGAGGUCACGGACAGAGAUAAGAGACUCAAAGUGGCUCGGGCUAUACUCUACCUGGCCCAGGGCGUGUUUGAUGAGUGUAACACAGAAGCAGAUGUUCUCCAGUGGUCACGACACAAUGUCUUUCUACUCUAUGAAAUGGGCAUCUUCACUGCACUGCUGGAGCUGCUCAGCAUGGAGAUUGAUAAUAACCAGGCAUGUAGCAGUGCUGUCAGGAAACCUGCCAUAUCCCUGGCAGACAGCACUGAACUCAGGGUUCUGCUGAGCAUCAUGUAUCUGAUGGUGGAGACGAUUCGGGUGGAAACAGGAGACGACAAGCCGGAGUGGCGGAAGGCUCAAGAAUCCUUCAGAACCGAGCUGGGUUCACCACUCUACAAUGGGGAGCCCUUUGCCCUUCUCCUCUUCACCAUGGUAACCAAGUUCUGCAGCAUGAGUGCCCCCCACUUCCCAAUGAAGAAAGUGCUACUGCUGCUGUGGAAGACUGUACUGUUCACUCUGGGCGGUUUUGAGGAGCUGCAGGAGAUGAAGGUUAAAGGGAGAGAGAAGCUGCGUCUGCCACCACUCCCCGAGGACAGUAUUAAAGUGGUCAGGAGCAUGAGAGCAGUCUCACCACCAGCCACUGCCAUGGAGCUCAUUGAACAGCAGCAGCAGCAGAAAAGAGGACGCAGGAGUCGCAGGAGUGCCUUUGUUGAUAGCUUGGAAGGAGACAGUCCCUUUGCCAAGAAGCAGCCUCUGGUCAAGCAGGACAGCCUGGACACCUACAACGAGCGGGACCCCUUUAAAAAUGACGACGCUCGGGAUGAAGAUGAUGACGCUGAGGAUGUGGACAGUGGAAUAGAGGGUGAGGUUGACCCCCUCGACCGUGAUGUCAUCAUCCAGCCCCCUCCUCCUCCACCCCCUCUGCGGCCUCCUACUGAGAGAGUGACCUUCCCCAAAGGGCUACCGUGGGCACCUAAAGUCCGAGAGAAAGACAUUGAGCAUUUUCUAGAGACCAGCAGGAACAAGUUUAUUGGCUUCACCCUGGGAAGUGAUACAGAGACCCUGGUUGGGUUGCCCAGACCCAUUCAUGAGAGUGUGAAGACUCUUAAACAGCACAAGUAUGUCUCCAUUGCCGAAGUGCAGAUCAAGCGAGAGGAGGAACUGCAGCAGUGCCCCAUGACCAUGGGGGAGGAGGAAGUGGAUGAGACACCUGCAGAAAGCCUAUAUGUGGGAAUGCUUCCGAGCCUUUCUCAGUAUGUGAUUGCCCUGUUGAAGCUUCUUCUGGCUGCAGCUCCAACCUCUAAAGCUAAGACGGACUCCAUCAACAUCCUGGCUGAUGUUCUUCCUGAAGAGAUGCCCAUCACUGUCCUCCAGAGUAUGAAGCUUGGCAUUGAUGUGAACAGACACAAGGAGAUCAUUGUCAAGGCCAUUUCUGCACUGCUUCUCCUCCUGCUGAAACACUUCAAACUUAACCAUAUAUACCAGUUUGAGUAUGUGUCCCAACAUCUGGUAUUUGCCAACUGCAUCCCUCUCAUCCUCAAGUUCUUCAACCAAAACAUCAUGUCUUACAUCAGUGCUAAAAACAGUAUCUGUGUGCUGGAUUUCCCUCAUUGUGUGGUCCAUGAGAUGCCUGAACUCACUGCUGAAAGCCUGGAAGCUGGAGACAAUAAUCAGUUCUGCUGGCGGAAUCUGUUCUCGUGUAUCAACCUUCUGCGGAUCCUCAACAAACUCACCAAGUGGAAGCACUCCAGAACCAUGAUGCUGGUGGUGUUUAAGUCUGCUCCAAUCCUGAAGAGGGCACUGAAGGUCAAGCAAGCCAUGAUGCAGCUUUAUGUCCUCAAGCUCCUCAAGAUUCAGACCAAGUACCUGGGACGCCAGUGGAGGAAGAGUAACAUGAAGACCAUGUCAGCAAUCUACCAGAAGGUCCGGCAUCGACUAAAUGAUGACUGGGCUUAUGGGAAUGAUAUUGACGCACGGCCAUGGGACUUUCAGGCGGAGGAAUGCGCUUUGCGGGAGAGCAUUGAGAAGUUCAAUGCACGGCGAUAUGAUAAGAACCAGAAUAGUGAGUUUGUCCCGGUGGAUAACUGCCUGCAGAGUGUGCUGGGUCAGCGAGUCGAGCUGCCCGAGGACUUCCACUAUAGCUAUGAGAUGUGGCUGGAAAGAGAGGUCUUCUCUCAACCCAUCCAAUGGGAAGGCCUGCUGCAAGCCCAGUAAUGCAACAAGACGUUAACUUGUAUUAGACUGAACCGGUAUCAGAAUCCCACAUGUACAGACAAACACACAUGCAGACAGAGCACACGAUGCCAGUGCCAUUCUUCCUGUAAACGAAUGCAUGUAAAUAGAGAUCUCUUCAAAUACAAUGUGUGGGUUUUGACAUGGUAACUCAUUUUAUUUGUAAAACACAAUCCUCUCAAGUGUACUCCUGACAACAGCAUGAAAGACAACAUAUCCAUUUCAACCUUUACAUUGUAUACAAAUGACCAUUUUUAAAACACAUGAAUACAAAAGAAGUAAGUAUUAUAAGUAUGUCCUACAAAAAGAGUGAAGGUAUAUAUUUAUUUAUUUAUCUAUUCUUUUCAAAUUUUCUCAGUCUGGAACUGCUGAUAAAACUUUUAUUUUUGAUGCAUACUCACAUAUGUAUAUAGAACAAAAAAGAAUGCAUGUUGUCAAGCUAAAGAGACUUGGUUUAAAAAAAAAAAAAAGAAGAAGGAAAAAAAAAGACCAAUAUGGCAACCACAAACAUUACUCAUGUGUCAGUAGGACCGGAAGAACUGGUCUGUAAAGAUUCCUUCCAGAGACUGCUGCUGUCCCUCACGUCCUGCAUAGAGUCUCUCACUCAGUGUACUGGAGAAACGUCCUUGAGAAAGUCACGCUUCUUUUUGUAUGUCAGACGUCAGAGCCGCCUACCAUACUGUCUACUUAAAAUGAGCUCUAACAGCACAACACAAAAGCACAGAAGUGUCCUUGGUGAAUAGCAUCACCCUCUAUACAAAUAGCAAGGUUCCAACAUAACGGUGCUGGUUUUUAACACGAUUUUAUGACAUCUCCUCUGUCUCUGUUUUCCCCCGCUCCCUCUCUUUCACCUCUCUCUUCUUGCACUCACUUGUCAUGAUUAAAUGGAGUCUUUGUUUUACUACUGAACGUUGUUCAACCAAGAGGGGAUUUUAUAUGCUUCAUUUCCAAAAUUGUUUUCUAUGCUGAUUAUUUUUUAUUAUUUGUUAAAAAUGAUCAAAAUGCAUACAUUUUGUGUCCUGACAUCACAUACCUGGUAUAAAUAAUAAUUGUAGACCAAUGCAAGUUUCAAUACUUUGUUUAAACAAACAAAAAAACAGCAAUUUUACUGUACAGCAUAUGAGAAUUAUGAAGAGCCGCCAAGCAAAUGUUUCAAACUGUCAUGGAACAUAUUUUAAUCUUUUAAUCAGCUGCACCUAUUCAUUGUGUCUUACUUAUUAUCCAAUAUCAAUGUCACAGAAUUUAAAAGUCUGUUCAUAAUAUGUAAUUAUCUCUGUUCUUCUGGGCUCAAAAUGAUCCAUUACAUGCUUUGACUGAUGCCUCUGUACAGAGAUAUUGAUCCAACAAAAGGGAGCAAUAGCAUCUAGUGGCUGCACAGAAUGGAUAUUGUAAUUAUAUGGCUACAUAUUGCACUUGCAAUAUGCCUUAAUAUAUUAAAAGAUGUUGCUAUGAACUAAUUGAACCCAUGGCUAUUGACUGGUCUACACUAUUCUAUACAAACUUAUUUGUUUUGCUGGAUUGUUUAAAAGCUGAGAUUCUGUGACAACUUUGCUUUGAAACAUCUAAAAAUUGGUCAGGACGAUCACAGAAACAAAUUAAAACGAUUUAGUAAAGGACAUAUUUGCAUAUUACUUCCUUUGGUGAUGUCAGCAUUGCAAGGGCCAAUGUUGUGAGUUUGUAGCCCUAGAGGACACCAUGACAUACUGCUAAUCACUCUGCUAAAUUUGACCUCGGUAGUAAAAUGUGCAAAAAAGCUGCUUAUUCCAGAUGUUUACAAUCCAUGACAGUACGGUAAAAGAGGAAUACUUUAAUUUCACAUUAGU
Molecule: messenger RNA, 5889 nt
Organism: Ictalurus furcatus (blue catfish)
Lineage: Eukaryota; Metazoa; Chordata; Actinopteri; Siluriformes; Ictaluridae
Gene: strip2
Product: striatin interacting protein 2
Exons: 22
Coding region: 1586-4048 (820 amino acids)
Biological process (GO): cytoskeleton organization
Cellular component (GO): cytosol
Source: RefSeq, a predicted model, not a curated record